Molecule: messenger RNA, 3064 nt
Organism: Parasteatoda tepidariorum (common house spider)
Lineage: Eukaryota; Metazoa; Arthropoda; Arachnida; Araneae; Theridiidae
Cellular component (GO): cytoplasm
Source: RefSeq, a predicted model, not a curated record
AACAAGAAGUAAAAAAUGCAGAAAAAUAUCGGUCACGUGAUAUCUGGCUUCCAUGAUUCGAACAUGAAUGACAUUUCGAACGAACGUAUUUAUAUAGAUAGUGCGCUUAGCGUUGCGAACGUUUUAUACCUUUUGUUCCAACUAAGUAUACUCCAGUUCUACACCAACAAGCAAUAUUAAAAAUAAUUAUCAUUUGUAGAGUUUUGUUCUAUGGUUUAUGUUAAAGUUGUCAAGAAUACAGUCCUCUCCAUGUUGAAGAGCUCAAAUUCUCUUGGAGAAGUCAUGGCGGCAAUAUCCCUAUUUUUGCCAAAACUGUAGUGAAACUUCUGUUAAACGGACACUUUUGGGGACCAAAAAAAAAAGUUUUCUGUUUACUUACAGGAAGGGUACCCUAAUGAAGAAGUUUAACACCGUUGGUUUUAUUAUUGAAUAUGAUGGCAAUUUUUUGGUACUUGGCCUUCAUUACAUAAGCUUUUUCAGAAAAUAGUGCUAAAAAAAAUGGAUCCUGAUCUUUACUAUAAGCUAAUACCCUCUCCCACGUUCUGGACUGGACUUACCAUAGAUUAUGAUACAAUUUUAUUUGAGUCAUCUGUUCAGUCACUUCUUGAUUUGUGUUUGGAUAAGCUUGUGAGUAACGAGCUCCAUAUAAGAUGUAUUUAUAGAAGAGUACCCCCAAAGUUUCAUUUCUUAUUACUGAAAAAAGCUUUUAUUGAAGGUAGAUUUCUGUCGAUUAUACCUCUCUUGAUUCAUUAUCCUGAACAAUACUUUGAUAUUCCAAUUCCCAAUAGUCUACGAAAUUGGUCUGUGUUUUUGUCAAAUUCAGAUAAUAAUUAUAGCCUUAUGAAACCUGUAGUAAGCUUCAUUCCUGCAGUGAUCAGAGCAUUCUUUACUAAUAGCAAUUCUAAAUUACGUAUACUUGAUAUGAGUCAAGUAUUUAUUCCCACUGUUUUGUUGAGUGAUUUUUUAUCAUUACUUCAAGAAGAUUCUUUUCAGAUAAGUUCACCUAAUCAGACUUAUACUUUGAAGGUACGUUUCAUUUCCGUUUUCGAGGGAGACAGAAAGAUCCUUUGUGACAUCAAAAGAGUUUUGUUAAAGAAUAAAAAUAUUAAUAUAGAGGUGAUCGGUCUGCAUAUAUUUAGUUUAAGUAAUGAAGAACCAUUUCUGGAACUUUUCCAUGCAAUGGAUAAAGAAGAACUUCUUCAUUUUUCUCUUGAAUUAAGUAAGCUCAUUGAUAUAGCAAGAUUUAUCCCAGAAUUGCAGCUAUUUCGUAAUCUACAGACACUAAAUUUAGCAUAUUUUCAAAAUGGGAUAGCCUUAGAUUCUAAUUAUUCGACUAUUCUAGCUUGUGCCUUAAAUAGUUUUAUUCAUCUCAAGCAAUUAAGCUUGAGAGCAUGUUGCUUGAGUAACUUAUUACGAAAGCUUUUAAAGCAUAAUUGUGACCAAAUAUAUACUUGCACGAAAAGUAAUAACUGUCUGAUUAAUUGUUGUGUUGUACAUCGUGGGAAACUAGAAUAUCUAGAUGUUUCAAGCUGCAAACUGAAAAAUGAUGAUUUCCUUGUACUGAAAGAAUUUUCCUUUGCCAGUUCUUUAAAGUAUUUAAAUCUGGGACACAAUUAUUGUGAUGUGACAAGAUUGGCUGAGUUAAUAGAAAAAAUAGGUUCAUCUCUAGUUGUUCUAGUCAUUGAAAAAUGUUUAGGCCCUGAUGUCCAACUAAAACCUCUUUUUUCCAAAUUUGAACAUUUAUUUAAAUUAAAAUCGUUGAACAUGAAAGAAAUGCAAAUCAGUGUAGAAGAUGUGACAGCAUUAUUGAAAGCAUUGGAAAAAAUGCCUGAACUACGUCAAAUUGCUUUAUCUAAAACUGAUGUAUUUUCUGACUUUUCUGGCAAAUUUGAAAAAUUGAAAUGUAAGAAUCAUUUACAAGUAGUUUGGAGUCAAGCAAAACAUAAUACACGAAGACCUUAUGUCCUACGGGCUCAAGAAUAGUAUUAGUGGAGAUUUCUAGUUUGUUGUAACUAUUUUGGAGAUUUCUAGUUUGUUGUAAUAAUUUAUAGUUUGUGUUGUUGUUUGUUGUAUAAGUAAAGAAACAGAGGGGACAUAAGUUUUAAGUACCAAAUGAAAAAAGUGUUAAAAUGGCGAAACAGCUUUUUAUUCUACGUUAAGUAAUAUUUUUGUUUAAUAUAUCCCUCUAAUAAUAUCUUAACAAUGCAGUUUCCAACUGAACUGAAUUUUGACUGUUUUUCCUGAUUUUAUCCAAAAUUCUUGUUCAUUUUGUAUAUUUUAGAAAAUGUAAAAAUCUCUAAAAAAAAUUCUGAAAAUAAAUUUCCUACCUCUUUUAUUAUUUGCUGAAGAAUUUAGGUAACAAAUAUUACUACUAAAUAAUAAAAUGAGCAUAGUAGAAAGUAAAUUAUAAAAAUAAAUUCUAUUUUGUUUCUGUAAUCAGCUGAAUCUUCAUUUGUUAUUUUAAUUUCAGUAUUCUUUGUAUCAUAAACAAAAUAUUUUUAAUUAAUUUAAAGUGAACAAAAGAACAUGUUAAAAUCUUGACAUGUAUGCUUAUAUAUUUGUUGUAUUUUUUAAUUAGAAAACUAAGAACCAUUAAAAAUUAUAAAAAUGAUAAUAAAUUACUUUUAAUCAUUGAUAAAAUUGAAAAUAUUUUCAGCCUUGAAACUUGUAUAAUGUACUGUUUACCGCUUUUUGUGAGUGAUAAUGUGACUAAAAAGUGUGCUUUGCCUCAUGGGCCGUGUUUUGGUCAAGACAUAUUUAGAGAAUUGGAAUUAUCAUAAUUAUAUUAUGUAUUAAUUAGUAAUUUAAUGUCCUGUAUUUUUAUUAUUGUUUGAGAAUUUUAUACUUGAACAUGAAGUAAACUUUACUAUUUAAAAUGUAUAUUUGUAAUAAAUGAUUUUCUUUCAUAAUUGUGUUCACAAAUUAUAUUUGACAUCAGUGUACAUUUAUUAAAAGGCCCAUUUUUAUUUAUUUAUUUAUUCAUUGAAAAAAAUAAGUAAAUAUGCAUGUAAAUUGUAACAAGAAAGUGUAGAAAUAAAUAAUUUAUAUUGUAUACAAAAUUUAA